Molecule: messenger RNA, 1182 nt
Organism: Ilex paraguariensis (yerba mate)
Lineage: Eukaryota; Viridiplantae; Streptophyta; Magnoliopsida; Aquifoliales; Aquifoliaceae
Source: the annotation of a GenBank genome assembly
AUGGGUUCGUGGCAGCAUCCCCUGUCAGGAUUACUUGUUAACGGUUCAGUUAGAGCUGAUGGAGACAAUGUGGGGGAAAGUUUGAGGAAUGAUUACAUAAUUAUAGAUGAUCAUAAUGGAGGCCCUGGGGGUGGAUCUGGUGGGACUAUUCUUUUGUUUUUAAGUGCUCUAGUUCUUAGUGAGCCUGGCACUCUUUCAAGUGUUGGUGGUCAUGGAUGUCCCAAUGGUUGUGGCGGGGGUGGUGGUGGAAGGAUUCACUUUCAUUGGUCAGACAUUCCUACUGGAGAGGCAUACCAUCCAAUAGCUAGUGUGCAGGGCAGCAUAAAAACUGGGGGUGGAGGGGCUGGAACUUAUGGUGGUGCUGGGGAAAGAGGUACGGUGACUGGAAAAGCUUGUCCAAAAGGGCUUUAUGGAACAUUCUGUGAGGAAUGUCCAGCCGGCACAUAUAAAAAUGAAACAGGAUCUGAUAGAGCGCUUUGUUUUCCGUGCCCAGCUGAUGAGCUUCCCAAUCGUGCUGUUUACACUACCAUCCGAGGUGGCAUUACUGAAACACCUUGUCCCUACAAAUGCAAUUCGGAAAGAUAUCACAUGCCCCAUUGUUAUACGGCUCUCGAGGAGUUGAUGUACACAUUCGGUGGGCCUUGGUUGUUUGGUCUUCUUCUUUUGGGUCUCCUCAUCUUGCUAGCAGUGGUACUUAGUGUUGCACGAAUGAAGUUUGUUGGUGUAGAUGAAUUACCGGGCCCCACUCCUACACAGCACAGCUCUCAAAUUGAUCACUCAUUUCCUUUCCUGGAGUCACUGAAUGAGGUUUUAGAGACAAACAGAGUUGAGGAGUCACAGAGGCAUGUACAUAGAAUUUAUUUUUUGGGUUCGAAUACAUUCGGUGAACCUUGGCAUCUUCUUCAUACACCUCCAGAACAAGUGAAAGAAAUUAUAUAUGAAGGUCCAUACAUCAGAUUUGUGGACGAGAUUAAUGCUAUAGCUGCUUACCAGUGGUGGGAGGGAUCAAUGUACAGUAUUCUAUGCAUUCUUGCGUAUCCUCUUGCAUGGUCAUGGCAACAGUGGCGCCAGAGAACGAAGUUACAACGACUUCGUGAAUUCGUGAGGUCCGAGUAUGAUCAUUCUUGCUUACGGUCUUGUCGCUCACGUGCUCUCUAUGAAGGGCUGAAGGUUAGUUUCUGA